Megachile rotundata (alfalfa leafcutting bee) is the source of this 2706-nucleotide messenger RNA. Its product is annotated as serine/arginine repetitive matrix protein 1-like. The record is from RefSeq and is a predicted model, not a curated record. NCBI's taxonomy places the organism in Eukaryota, Metazoa, Arthropoda, Insecta, Hymenoptera, Megachilidae.
AUGGAGAGCCGAGCGGACUCUGAUUUGGACGCCAUCGACGCGGCGCCUCUCGAGUCCCAGAGAACGCCCACGUCGCAGAGGACCUGCAGCUGCGACACCGUCGACGCCGUCGCGGCGGACAGGGAACGCGGCGACCUUCGCAAGUAUCGCAGCACCGACUCCAGGUGGAUCGACGGCAGUUUCCUGUCUCCCGACGACGCGAUCUGGGACCUCAGGAGACGCACCAGCGAGGGAACGGAGUUUCGAUGGGCUCUACACACGUCCAGCACCGACUUGGACCUGGUGAAGAAAACGAAAUGCAGCUGCCACAGUCUCACGCCCGAGGAGAAGAAGCCGCAGGACAUACAGCGAGGCGACCUGAGGAAACACCACAGUGCGGAAACGGACAAGUGGUCGGUCAAGCCGGACUACCUGAAGACGCCGAUGCACGACCUGAGGAAGCACAGCAGCGACGACACCAGAAUGGCCAGGGAAGCCAGGUGGCUUCAAGUUCCGGAAGUGUUGCCCAAUCCGAAACCGAGAUGCACGUGUCCAAAAUCGAAGGUGUUGGCGCCUUCGCCGCCGGCGGAACCGCCGAAACAGCAGCAGCAGCAACAACCGCCGGAACCACCGGAGAAACCCGUCGUACAGGAGCCGGAGAGGAAGCUCUACUACUCCGUGUCGUUGAACGUCGAACGAACGGAAGAACCGCCCGCCGCGCCCGUUCCAGAGAAACCGGAAUUGAAGAAGCACGCCAGCGAGGACACAAGGCUAGUGAGGACCGAGAGAGUCCGGGAGAGACCGAAGCUGGAACGAUCUCGCGCGAGAGUCGACAGUCAAACGUCGAAGAAAUGGGGCGCCAAGGAAAAGGUGGUCAGCCCGGAGGAGGGGAAAAGACCUCGACCGAAGUGGGCGAUGAAACCGCACUUCUCCUUGCCCGUCGAGAAGAAGGACUCGAAAUGGAGGAGCCAGGACUCCACGGAGGGAUUCAAGAGCAAAAGCUUGAAAGAACGGCCAAAGUACAGCAUCCGAAGGAGCUUGUCGCCGGAGCCGGUGGCUGAUCCCCGUCAGAUAACGAAGCUGGAGAACAGAAUCGUGCGGCGACUGAUAUCUCCGGAAAUCACCAUCACGGAUGCCAAGUGGGCUCCUUACGAGGACGCUUCGCCGUUGCCAACGAUCGGGAUCAAGAAACGCGAACCGAAGCACAUCAGCGAGAUCAAGUGGACCCCUUACGAGGGAUCACCGCCGGCGGACGGCGGCAGAGGCGAUAGUUUCGCGGUUCAAGAGCCCGAAGAAUCGAAAUCUUGGUCACCGUUCCACAACGUGACGCCCACCCAUCAUCCACCUCCAGAGGCGACGCCUUGCAGAAGCGACGACGAAGAUUUCCGAUGGAGGAUCCUCAACCAGGUAUCGGCGUUCCCGAUCUAUCAGGGCGGCUGGAAAGACGAGUCACCGGAAAGGACACCACCUAGAAAGUUACAAUCACCCGUGGAUCUGUCUCCGCCGAUUUGGUCGCCUCUGGUUCCGGCUACUCCUGUCAAGAGACAGAGAUCCCAGCAACAGUAUUCUCCGCCUCCGCCGGUUCAACGGAAGAGCAUCGUCAAGGGCCGUGGCUUGUCGAAGAAGAAGGCUCUGAGAGCCAGGUCGGAGAGUCAUCAGGUCGAGAGCGAUAGACUGAUGCCGCCCGCGGUGAUCGUUCGUGCGGCGAGCGAGGAGCCAAAGAGCCGCCAAAGACCGCAGUUGAUGAGAUCGAAGGCUUUGUUAGAGGUCCCUGUGCCGAUAGGGAUUACGAAGAGAUCGUUAAGCGAGGAAGUGCCCCGUAUGCGAAGCCGUGAACGGCCACGUGCUCCCAAUAGAGCUCGCAGCGAGGAGGUACCCAAGUACGAAGACCCGUGGUUCGCUAACGACAGGCUGGCAGCUGAGACGACCGAGUUGCGUGAAUACGUGACUACGGUGACACGCGAACCGAAGCACAUCAGCGAGAUCAAGUGGACCCCUUACGAGGGAUCACCGCCGGCGGACGGCGGCAGAGGCGAUAGUUUCGCGGUUCAAGAGCCCGAAGAAUCGAAAUCUUGGUCACCGUUCCACAACGUGACGCCCACCCAUCAUCCACCUCCAGAGGCGACGCCUUGCAGAAGCGACGACGAAGAUUUCCGAUGGAGGAUCCUCAACCAGGUAUCGGCGUUCCCGAUCUAUCAGGGCGGCUGGAAAGACGAGUCACCGGAAAGGACACCACCUAGAAAGUUACAAUCACCCGUGGAUCUGUCUCCGCCGAUUUGGUCGCCUCUGGUUCCGGCUACUCCUGUCAAGAGACAGAGAUCCCAGCAACAGUAUUCUCCGCCUCCGCCGGUUCAACGGAAGAGCAUCGUCAAGGGCCGUGGCUUGUCGAAGAAGAAGGCUCUGAGAGCCAGGUCGGAGAGUCAUCAGGUCGAGAGCGAUAGACUGAUGCCGCCCGCGGUGAUCGUUCGUGCGGCGAGCGAGGAGCCAAAGAGCCGCCAAAGACCGCAGUUGAUGAGAUCGAAGGCUUUGUUAGAGGUCCCUGUGCCGAUAGGGAUUACGAAGAGAUCGUUAAGCGAGGAAGUGCCCCGUAUGCGAAGCCGUGAACGGCCACGUGCUCCCAAUAGAGCUCGCAGCGAGGAGGUACCCAAGUACGAAGACCCGUGGUUCGCUAACGACAGGCUGGCAGCUGAGACGACCGAGUUGCGUGAAUACGUGACUACGGUUUAA